Molecule: messenger RNA, 1467 nt
Organism: Juglans regia (Persian walnut)
Lineage: Eukaryota; Viridiplantae; Streptophyta; Magnoliopsida; Fagales; Juglandaceae
Product: PRELI domain containing protein 3B-like
Exons: 2
Coding region: 747-1304 (185 amino acids)
Biological process (GO): phospholipid transport
Cellular component (GO): mitochondrial intermembrane space
Molecular function (GO): phosphatidic acid transfer activity
Source: RefSeq, a predicted model, not a curated record
UCUCAUCUCAUCUCAUCUCAUCUCCGAAAACAAACGAGGCUAGCUCUCUAGAUUCGGAUUAGAGAGCUUUUAACAACUUCCAUGUCUCUUUAUCUGAUGCAUCGGUAGGACUUUAUGUUCGUGUGAAGAUUAUAUUAGAUUCGGAUUACCUUACAACUGGUUGCUGUUUAUUAGAAAUUUGGCCAUUUUACUUUUUCUUGGAGGUGCUGGGGAAGGUUUCGAAUGUCAGUUUCUUUGUCUUGUGGGUCUGCAAUGAUUGAAAAAGACAAACUAGGUUGGAAUGUGUACAGCUUUUCUAGCAGAUUAGCAUCUUUCUUGUAGGCUAUUCAGUACAACGGAAUAAGGUGGAGAAAACUAUGCUCAAGGCACUUUUAAUAUCAUGGCAGCCCCUUUUGGCUAAGAAGCAACAGAUAUUUUUUGAGAAAAAUACACUUUUACUGUCCAACCCUUCCAUGUUUUACACUUUGUAUCCAAAGCUGACUCAUUGCACCAUCAAAUUAUCAAAGAAAUUUCAAUGUGCACCAUAAGUUAAGCUCUGACAAUCAAGAUCGUGUACCUUGUCACCUAUUUUUCAUCCAUACUAACGGUUGGGAUUGUACAAGGGUAUUUUUGCAGUUUUGGUACUUGGAAGGAGCAAGGCAUCAGUUUUGGCAGUUUGGGGUACAAAGCGUAAAACACCUACUAGUUGGAGGUAGUAAAGUGUAUUAUUUCCCACAUUUUGGUUGAAGCCAAAAUAAAAAAACGUGAUGGUCAAAGCAUACACACAAGAGUACAUUUACAAGCAUCCAUGGGAGCGGGUAACUUCUGCAUCUUAUCGCAAGUUUACUGACCAUGAGAACAGGCACAUAUUAACCCAUAUCCUUGAAGUUGACACGUUAAGCUGUAAGGUUGACCCUAUAUCUAAGAAGCUUUACACAGCUCGUGCAGUCACUGUCCAUUUCCCUGGACCAUGGUUCAUACGCAAAAUUGUCGGUCAGGAUGUCUGUCACUGUAUUGAAACAACAAUCGUCGAUGCCAAAACACGGUCGAUGCAACUCACUUCCCGAAAUGUCAGUCUUCAGAAGUUCAUUGAAGUGGAGGAAAAGAUCCAAUAUGAACCCCACCCAGAUAAUCCAAAAAUAUGGACAACUUGCAGGCAGGAGACUAAUAUUCAUAUAAAGCCUUUACCAGCACUGGCAUCAAUUGCGGAAAAGGCAGAGCAACGAUAUGCAGAGAAGGUUGUGAAGUAUAGUGCUACGGGUAGAGAGGUUAUGGAGAGGAUCUGUAUAUAUCUUGAAGCUGAAUCUGCACAGAUUGGUCUCUAAUCCAAAUCCGAAGUUCCGAACCUCGAAGCUAAAAUCCUCUUCUUUAACUUGUGUGGAAGUAUCUCUUAAGAAGUGAGGAACAUGUGGAUGUGAUUAAAAUUAACAUCUUUAUUCUUUAAAUCCGAAUGAUUAAAGGAUUAUAUGCCAGCUGAAAUCUCUUCAA